UGGGGAAUGAUAAAGUAUGUGUACUCCUUUAUGCAGAUGACGUAGUUGUUAUGAGUGAAUGGCAGAUGAGCUUCAAAGUUUGUUGGAUGUAGUGGAUGGCUAUGGUAAAGACUUUGGAGUAAGGUUUAGCAGUGAGAAAAGCAAAGUAAUGAUUGUGAAUGGGUCAGAGGAUGAAAGUAAUGUGGUAUGGAGACUUGGAGAGAAUGAGUUGAGACAGGUGCAAGAAUACAAGUACUCAGGGAUGUGGAUGAGUCCUAGUGGGUGUGCAAAGGCAAAGAAUGAAAAGAUAAAUAUGCUAAACCAGUGGGUAGGUCGACUGGGAAGCGCGGCAAGGAUGAGAGCAAGUAAGUAUGAUGUGUUGAGAGAAGUGUGGAAGAGUGUGGCUGUCCCAUGUAUAAUGUAUGGUAUGGAUGUGAUUGCAUGGAAGGAAAAUAAAAUUGAAAAGUUAGAAGUGGGCCAGAAUAGAGUAGCAAAGAUUGGCACUGAGUCCACCGAGGGGCACAGCAGUUGAAGCCUUGAGAGGUGACAUCGGAUGGCGCACCUUUAGGGAAAGACUCACAAAAGCCACACAAGAUUAGGCUUGAGAGAAUGGAUGAUGCAAGAAUAGCAAGGAAGGUGUACCUGUGGAAUGAAAGUGGAAGCAAAUGGAGGAAGAGAUGCAUGAGAAUGACAGACAGGAGUGGAUUGCAAGUUGUGUGGGCGAUAAGAAUGGCUGGUAGGAAUCAAAAUGAGCGUGAAUGGGUGGUAACAAGAGGAGGAAGAGUGGGAGCCGAAUGGGAUGUGAGAAAAUGGAAGAAUGAGAUAGACAAAGAAGUGAAAUGUGUGGGACUGAAUGAAUGGAAGAAUGAGAUGGAAAGAAAGAAGACCCUGGAAUGGUACAAGGAGAAAGAGGCCCCGAGGUAUGAAAGGUGGUAUGAUGGAAGCCUGGGCGGUGAUCUUCUCUUCCGAGCGAGGGCACAGUGUAUGGAUGUGAAUGCGAGGAGUUACAGGUGGUCUGAGUCCCUGUGCCAGAUGUGUGACAUGGGAGAGGAUGAGACGGUGGAACAUGUGGUGCUGGAGUGUGUGCAGUAUGCCAGAGACAGGAAUGAGAUGAUGCAAGUGAUACUGACUGAGUUAGGGCAUGAUACGAAUGAAAGAGUGGAGAACACAGGAAAGGAAUGGAUGGUGUUGUUGCUGGGACUGUGUAGAGAGGCGAGUGAAAGAAUGAUUGAGGCUGUGAAACAGUUUCUGGAGAGAAUGUGGCGUGUCAGGUGUAUGAACAAUUAGGAUAGAGGAUGCUGUUCGUUUCUCUCUUUUUUUUUUUCCCCUUCUACAGGAGUUGUCGAUCCAAAGGCCUGACUCAGGAGUGAUCCUGUGCCACCUGUACCAUCAAGAUCAAGAUCAAGACAACAGUUCCCUCGUGUUUACUACCACAGUGCAUAGAAAUCUUAUCUUUUUUCGCAAAUUUCCCAAGUAAUUCCCCACCCCGGAGGCCGCCCCCAGUACCCCAGUUCCCUGCAUCCAUGGUUUAUAUUGUUAUUCUUCAAGAGGUGAGAGAGGCAAGGGACGAGAGACGCAAGGGAGAGAAGCAAGGGAGAGAGACAGAGUUGACCCGUGUGGCUCCUCUCUGGUGGUGAAAGCCAGUGACGGCAAGAUGGUGAUGGUGACCCUGCCCAACCCCCUCCAGGAAAACUUGGAGGGGGUGACUGAGGGAGGGGCAGGGUGUGGGUCAGGGGCAGAAGGUGACGUGCCAGAGUGACGUCACGUUCCCCCAAAUGCAGGCCGGCAAGUUUGGUGAAUAGCUGGCCUCCUCCUUUUGCCGUAUUCAGAAAUGCUUUACUCUCUCACUGUGACUGUUUUUCAAGGCCACAGCUGACGUCACCAGUCGUCAGUGCACGGCGGGUGCUGCAAGGGGAACUGCAGGAGGUGGACCUGUUCAGCACCUCAUCCCUCCCUGCCCUCUCCCCUGACAGGAGCAUGCCAGACCCAGGGGUGCCCAAGGAAACGGUUGCGGUGGAAACUGGCGUACAGCUGUGCCUGAGCCUGCCGUGGACGCAUUUCCCAGCCCCCGAACUGAACGGUCAACCUGCCGCCAAUCUCAACUUCAACCAGAACAGCUCGGACACGGCUGGCCAGGACAACCACCGCAACACAGACAUGCAUGCACCUGAUAUGGACAUGAAAAUGGAGGGACAGGAGUCCCACGUGAUGGUGUCCGACAGUGAUGCCUCAGUGCAGGAGGGGGAACGGCAGGCAGAGACCCGCAAGUGCCCCUGGGAGAAGCCUGGAGUUAACCGAGCCAAUGAAAGCAGAAUCAAACUUUCCAUUCCAGUCAACUGAACCUGUGAAAGUUCCCAAUCCGGCCAAGCAGGUCCCAGAAGGUGCGGCGUCCAUGCACCCCGUGAUGGUGCUGCACCAGAUGAAGCCUGGCCUGCUGUACAACACUAACCAGACCACCAGGGAUAACAAGCCUUUCUUCACCGUCACCGCCGACAUCGAUGGCAAGGAGUUCUCAGGCGAGGGGACAAAUGUGAAGAAAGCCAAGUUCUUCCUGGCCAACACAGCAAUACUGGGACUGUACGGGGUAGAAUCCACCUUUGAGAUCUCCGCUUAAUAGAAGUAGUAGCUGCCUGGGUACUGGCGGCGGUGUGCGGGGCAGGCGGUCCCUCGCACACGUGGCUGUAGAGUCUGCUACGUGAUAAUGACAAAGUAGAUAGGUAGCUACAUAGUAUUUUAACCUGAAGUCCUGUCUGUGAGUGUUGUCUUGUAUGUUGCUGCUUGCUGAAGGCAGGGAAUGUACUGAACUGGACCUGAGUGGCUUACAAAACUCCUGUGGAAGGGAAGUGAUGGUCUGUGCUAAAUGUUGCAGUCUGACGAGUGACGUGGAAUUCAAUUUUUCCACGUGUAAAUUCUUCCAGUCCAGUGUUUACCUUUAUUUUGUUCCAGCUCUGUUACUUAGUGCCAGAGUUAGAAGACUGACAUUUAACGGAAUUCUUAUUUAUGAUUUUGACGUACUUUCUUUUCCCAUUUAUUUACUUAGCCCAUGAAGUGUGGGUGCUCCUUGUAAAUGGUCGGUGCUGAGCCUGCCAUGAAUGCAAAUCAAAUGCAGCUGAUUGUGAAAGACAGGCACAGGAGAAGGGGUCAGUCACUCAUUCCUGCUUGUGUCAGAUCACUCAUCUAGUGUUCUGCUGUGGAGUGGAGUGGGUGAUGAGAGGGCUGUGGUGAUGGGACAGUGACAGACAAGCCCUACUUACUGAAAACAAAAGUGUGCGAACUCAUCACAUCAACACUUAUUUAGCUUCCUGACAAAAAUGGCAUCCAGUUUCAGAUGUUUAAGGUAUUUAACUCAUCUAUUUAUUUAAAGGUACCCACUCUUUAUGGGUUAAAUGAAAGCUGUACUCUAGUUUAGCAGUCAGUCUCACCACUUGGUUUAAUGUGAGCAGGUAAGGAAGCCCUAGAACCUGGCCCUUGGUUAGGUUCUGGUGACUUCUGGCUGGAAUCUCAGUACCUUAAUUUCUCUUCUGGUUGAAACUUUCUCCUCAAACACAACUGGCUGGAGCUGAGUCCUGGGAUGGUCAGCUGUUUAAAUAUUACUACACAAAAUGUUAUGAGUUUGAAUACAUAAUGAAAAUUUCUUUAAUGUGUAUGUAUGUAAAGGUUAUAAAAGCAAGUAUUUUUUUCUUUUUCAAUUUUUGUAUAUAAUUGAGGUUAAGAUGAAUUUGAAACAUUGAUUGCAAUUUAUCAAGCUGGUGUUGGUUUUGGUUUUGAAGGAAGUGUAAGUGCAAGAGGUAUGAAUUUGAAACAUUGAUUGCAAUUUAUCAAGCUGGUGUUUUUGGUUUUGAAGGAAGUGUAAGUGCAAGAGGUAUGAAUUUGAAACAUUGAUUGCAAUUUAUCAAGCUGGUGUUGGUUUUGGUUUUGAAGGAACUGUAAUUGUGCAAGAGGUAAUCAUUUGAUCAGAGUGGAAUUAAUGAAGCAGUUUACCACACCAGUAUUGUCAUUCCUGCUCCCUGUGUGUCCACCUUACCUCUCACACCCUGACGUUUGCCUCAACGCCUUCAUUUAUCACCAAUGCAGUUAGGUAAAUUAUCACUUAUUACUAUUUUCUCAUAUGAAUUCAGAAACACUGUCAGCUUAUCAAAUAGUGUAUCUGUUAAUAUAACCUUUUGUAGGCAACUUGUCCUGUAACCACCUAUGACAUUUUAGGCUCAUUUUUGUACCAGCCUCUUCAACAGUUCUAUAGCUUAUGGAAAACUAAAUUAACUUCCUAUUCUCUCAUUUCCUCUGUCCAUACCAGCAGUUCUCAUAGUACUCUCAAUGUUGAAGGAUGAUAGCAGUCCAAGGGCAGAGCUAGUGAGUUUCUUUGAGUCUCCCCAAUAAUUGUUUUCUUUUGUAGCUUGCGGUGAAGAGGAGGAUAAUAGCGGUAAUUAAAGGUUUAGUGAUUAUAUGAAAAAAGUAUUUUUAUAAGGCGUGUAUUCGUGGGAGUGAUUUAAAAGUCUUGAAACAUUUAUUAUAAAUAGUCUUUACUUAUUUCAACUGUAGUUUUCUCUAAUCAAUGGUAAUACGAAUAAUAGAAUUACAUCAUGUUGCGUCAGCCUACCAGUAACUCAUAAGGUAUCAUACCCUAGCUUAUAAAAUAUGUUAGUAAUUUAGAAUUCAAUUAUUAACUUCAACUAAUGUCCAGCCUAUAUGCUCACCUUGCUAGCCAAUUAUUCCUGCAUUUUUAUUUAAACUCACGGUUCAGUAAAAUUAUUUGUGAAAGAAGAGAGAGAGAGAGAACUAGCUAAGGUUCCAAUAACUUCAGAUGCCUGUGGGUGUUGAGGGAGAGAGCACAAAAUGGCGUCUCCCUUCCCUCUGGCAACAGGUGGGUCUCGUAGCUCUGAAAUAUUUGAUUUUUCUUUUAUUUAGAAGUGAAUAUUACUGUGUUCAUGUUUAUUAUUCAUGUCUCUAGUGAAGAUAUAGUGACUGUACGUGUUGACAGAAUGGCGUCUCCCUUCCCUCUGGCAACAGUGUUGCCACGGUGACGGUGGUGGUGGGCAUGACACAGAUGCGGGAGGUGGAGUUUGUGCCCGAUGGAGACAUGCAGGUGGACAAAUUGUGUUGGUCAUUGGUCAGACUGGAGUUUACAUGUGUACCUCCUUCACCAUCAUUGGUGGACACUUCACCUUGAGUGAUGCUUGAGCUGUCAUGGUGUUGCUGGUGCUGUGUGCCAUCAUCACCCUGACACAGACCACCCUGCAGACACCUUCAUCCUGGGUGUCACACGUCGCUGCUGCUACAACUCAGAGCAACAAGAGCGCAAGCCAGGAAGGGAAAUGUGUGCAGGUUUGCAGUAAACCUCCCUGAAGGUUCCAGAGCUGCUCAGCAAGUGUCCAGUCCAGGCUGUCACAAGACUGUGUGACAGUGGACCUUCCACUCAUACUGAAAACAGCUGUGCACUGCCACUCACAGGAAGUGGUGACCACUCUAGAUUGAGUUGCCUUGAAGCUGAGAUGAGUUGGUCAGCUAGUGAGUGGCUUCAAUCAAGUGACUGUGAGGUGUUGGCUUCAAUCAAGUGACUGUGAGGUGUUGCCUUCAAUCAAGUGACUGUGAGGUGUUGGCUUCGAUCAAGUGACUGUGAGGUGUUGGCUUCGAUCAAGUGACUGUGAGGUGUUGGCUUCGAUCAAGUGACUGUGAGGUGUUGGCUUCGAUCAAGUGACUGUGAGGUGUUGGGCAUGGUAUUGUGUUAUUGCAAGUGUAACCAUUAAUAAGUAAGUUCUUUCCUUAUAACUCUUCAUACAUGGAUUGCCAUACAUGGACGGAUAAGGCCCUUGUACAGAGUCAUCAGCUGGGGGUGAGAAAAACUGGUGGAGACGUCUCAGAACGCCUAACUUCACAGAAGCUGUUUUAGCUAGAGAUGAAAUGUGAAGUUUCUAGUUUAGAUCAUAAGUAAAGGACAGACCAAGGAUGUUCAGUGUAGAAGAGGGGGACAGUUGAGUGUCAUUGAAGAAGAGGGGAUAGUUUGGAAGACUGUGUUGAGUUGAUAGAUGGAGGAAUUGAGUUUUUGAUGCACUGAACAAUACCAAGUUUGCUCUGCCCCAAUCAGAAAUUUUAGAGAGAUGAGAAGUGAGGCGUUCUGUGGCUUCCCUGCGUGAACUGUUUACUUCCUGAAGGGUUGGAUGUCUAUGAAAAGACAUGGAAAAGUGCAGGGUGAUGUCAUCAGCGUAGGAGUGGAUAGGACAAGAAGUAUGGGUUAGAAGAUCAUUAAUGAAUAAUAAGAGAGUGGGUGACAGGACAGAACCCUGAGGAACACCACUGUUAAUAGAUUUAGCAGAAGAACAGUGACCGUCUACCACAGCAGCAAUAGAAUGGUCAGAAAGGAAACUUGAGAUGAAGUUACAGAGAGAAGGAUAGAAACUGUAGGAGGGUAGUUUGGAAAUCAAAGCUUUGUGCCAGACUCUAUCAAAGGCUUUUGAUAUGUCCAAGGCAACAGCAAAAGUUUCACCAAAAUCUCUAAAAGAGGAUGACCAAGACUCAGUAAGGAAAGCCAGAAGAUCACCAGUAGAGCGGCCUUGACGGAAUCCAUACUGGUGAUCAGAUAGAAGGUUGUGAAGUGAUAGAUGUUUAAGAAUCUUCCUGUUGAUGAUAGAUUCAAAAACUUUAGAUAGGCAGGAAAUUAAAGCAAUAGGACUGUUGUUUGAGGGAUUAAAACUACUACUACUACUACUACUACUACUACUACUACUACUACUACUACUACUACUACUCACAUCUUGCCUGACUGCCAGACCAACAUUUACUGUGUAGAAAUGGCACAGUCUACUCCUUUAGUUCUUUUCCUUUCUAGAAUGUGCAUAUCAGUGUACCCUGUCGUGCCUCCCAUGCUGUGUAAUGCUGCAGUGUUGAUUGUGUGUGUGUGUUUCCCUCAGGUGGUACUGUGGAUAGCAAGCGGAAGAGACCUUGGGAGACUUCCGUUAAUGAGGAGCAACAGUCACACCUCACUGGAGUCUUUCAGGAACCAACAGUCAGGGCCUGAUGUGAAGGUGUCUGCAGCCAGUGUUUGGUGUCCUCUGUGCCUGCCUGGUGGUGCCUCAUUGCAGGGCUGAUGUGAAGGUGUCUGCUGCCAGUGUUUGGUGUCCUCUGUGCCUGCCUGGUGGUGCCUCAUUGCAGGGCCUGAUGUGAAGGUGUCUGCAGCCAGUGUUUGGUCUCCUCUGUGCCUGGUGGUGCCUCAUUGCAGGGCCUGAUGUGAAGGUGUCUGCAGCCAGUGUUUGGUGUCCUCUCUUCCUGGUGGUGCAGCCUGAUGUGUUGCCUGCUUCAGUGUAAAUCUUGCAAGCCAGAUCUGCCAGCUGUCUCCAGUGUAGUAGUCUAGGGUGCUUUGCUUUGUGUCUUUGGCAAUAAAUAAAUUUGUGAGUAUCAUUCUCAUGUGAAUUAUAUAGUUUGAUAAAAUUACAGAAUGUGCUUGGGUAAACUAAAUUUAUAUAUUGGUGGUAAACAAUUCAUGCAUCCCCAAGUAAAUAAAUAAAAAAAUAAAUAGGACCCAAAACAAUAGAUACAAUAUAGAUCAUCCUCUGGUCAAAAAAAAAGCCAGGAUUGGCCCAUUUUUGGCCAAGUUUAAAGUGAAACUUGCACACACAAGCCCUGUCCGAGCGACACUGGAGUCGCUCGGACAGGGCUUCUGUGUGCAAGUUUUACCUUAAACUUAGCCAAAAAUGGGCCAAUCCAGCCAAAAAUGGGCCAAUCCUGGCUUUUUUUUUUGACCAGAUCAAUUGUUACUAGUAUUUUUUGCUUCCAUUUUUUUUUUUUUUUAUCAGGGCUAUGAACUGGUUACAUCAGAAAGCAGCUUAUUUGCAAUUUGUAAAAAGAUUUGUAUAUAAUUCCACAAUUCCACAAGUAUGAACAAGAUGAUUAAAUAUAUUUGUUUAAAUCACAUUGCCAAAGUUUCUGAGGAGGCAUGAACUGUUACACCAGAAAGCUUGUUUAUUUGCAACUUAUUAGUAUAAUUCCCUAAGUAUGUACAAGAUAAUAAUAUAUAUAUUGUUUAAUCACAAAAGUUUAAUAAAUACACAAUAGGAUAAA
Molecule: messenger RNA, 8031 nt
Organism: Scylla paramamosain (green mud crab)
Lineage: Eukaryota; Metazoa; Arthropoda; Malacostraca; Decapoda; Portunidae
Exons: 14
Coding region: 1957-2319 (120 amino acids)
Source: RefSeq, a predicted model, not a curated record